Messenger RNA from Exophiala bonariae, 2241 nucleotides. RefSeq lists its product as uncharacterized. Gene Ontology annotation, cellular component: MutLalpha complex. The transcript has 3 exons. NCBI's taxonomy places the organism in Eukaryota, Fungi, Ascomycota, Eurotiomycetes, Chaetothyriales, Herpotrichiellaceae. Gene Ontology annotation, biological process: mismatch repair. The record is from RefSeq and is a predicted model, not a curated record. Bases 1 to 2241 code for a protein of 746 amino acids. Gene Ontology annotation, molecular function: ATP binding; ATP hydrolysis activity; ATP-dependent DNA damage sensor activity.
AUGGCAGAUCAGAUGGACUUAGAAUCUGAUGGCCCUCGUGGUAUCAAACGAACCGCUCAGGAGGCCGGCCUUCCCCCUGAAGCCCCUCGUCGGAUCAAGGCUCUUGAUCAAGAUGUGGUCAACAAGAUCGCUGCAGGCGAGAUCAUUGUCGCCCCCAUGCAUGCUUUGAAGGAGAUGCUUGAAAAUUCCAUUGAUGCAGGCUCAACCUCCAUCGAAAUCCUCGUCAAAGAAGGUGGGCUAAAGCUGUUGCAAAUCACCGACAAUGGACAUGGAAUCGAGAAAGAUGAUUUACCCAUUUUGUGUGAGCGAUUCACAACUUCGAAGCUGAAAAACUUCGAAGACCUGAUGGCCAUUGGAACCUAUGGCUUCCGAGGCGAAGCUUUGGCCAGUAUCAGUCAUAUUGCUCACCUCAAGGUCACUACAAAGACUGCAAACUCCAGUUGUGCAUGGCAAGCUCACUACUCAUCUGGGAAGCUCAUUCCAGCCAAACCAGGACAGAGUUCUGACCCAAAAGCAUGUGCUGGGAGACGAGGUACGCAGAUCACCGUCGAAGACUUGUUCUACAAUAUCCCCAACCGCCGAAGAGCUUUCAGAUCACCUUCAGAAGAAUAUGCAAAAGUCCUCGAGGUAAUAACUCGAUAUGCCGUUCAUCGUGAAGGUAUCGCUUUUUCAAUAAAGAAGCACGGGGAAACAAGUACUGGCUUUUCAGUUGCCUCGGCCGCAACGAAGCUAGAUCGCAUCAGACAAGCAUACGGGGCACUCAUCGCAAAAGAACUCGUCGAUUUUGCGAUUGAAGAUCCCAAAUGGGGCUUUAAGGCCUCGGGGUAUGCGACAAAUGCCAACUAUAGCGUGAAGCGGACCACUCUACUUCUGUUCAUCAAUAAUCGCUCUGUCGAUUCAUCGGCUAUCAAGAAAGCCGUCGAGCAGACUUACCAACUGUUUCUUCCGAAAGGAGGCCAUCCAUUCAUCUAUCUCAGUCUUGACAUUGAGCCCACCAGAGUCGAUGUCAAUGUUCAUCCAACAAAGCGAGAAGUACAUUUUCUCAAUGAAGAUGAGAUCAUAGAAGUCGUUUGCUCUGAUAUACGAGAGCGACUGGCAAAAGUCGACACCAGUCGAACAUUCAAAACACAAACAUUGCUGCCAGGACUUAGUCCCAUGACGCCGAUAAACAUGAAAUCAACAGGGCUUACAGAUUCACCUUCAACUUCUGGGAGCGUACCACGAAAUAAAUCCUCCACAAAGAAGCCAUACGAAAACAAUCUGAUACGUACAGAUUCACAAAUGCGCAAGAUAACUUCAAUGUUACCUCCUGCUCUAACACCUGGUGCUUCCAUUGACGAAUCAUCUGGUUCUGCAGAUGGCAUAAUCUAUACUGCCACUGAUCGUGAACCAAUUCAGAUCCGCCUCUCAUCCGUCAAAAAGCUUCGUGCUGAUGUUCGAGAAUCCAUGCAUAAUAAUCUCACGGAGGUUUUUGCAUCACUCACCUAUGUUGGUCUUGUUGAUAGCAGGAGAAGAUUAGCAGCAGUUCAGUCUGGUGUGAAUCUUUACCUCGUUGAUUAUGGAAUGACGGCACAUGAGUUCUUCUAUCAAGUGGGUCUCACAGACUUCGGCAAUUUCGGGCUCAUCCAACUCCAGCCAGCACCAAGACUGCAAGAUUUGCUUGAAGUCGCCGCACAGCAUUACAUUGACACAGAGUCAGAUUGCGCAAAUCUAGACAAGGAUGAAGUUGUCCAGAAAGUGUACGAUCAACUGAUGAACCGGAAACAAAUGAUCUCUGAGUACUUUUCAAUAGAGAUCUCUGAUGACGGACUUGUUGAAGCAAUUCCUUUACUACUCAAGGGAUAUCUUCCUUCAAUGGCUAAGCUUCCCACCUUUCUCCUAAGACUUGGACCAUUUGUCAAUUGGACGGAAGAGGAGGAUUGCUUCAGAACGUUCUUACGAGAGCUUGCUUCAUUUUAUGUGCCUGAGCAAUUACCUGAACCGAGCUCAGCCCCACCCACCAAUAUGGAGGCUGAAGACAUGGAUCUCGAGGACCCAUCAAAUGAAGAUCAACAGACUGGUACUCCUUCAAAUGACAUCGAUGCCAGUAUCGAAAACAGGCGUAAGGAGGUUGUUUACGCGCUUGAACAUGUCCUCUUUCCAGCUUUCAGAUCUAGGAUCCUGGCUACAGAAGCAAUGGUAAAGGGUGUUGUGGAGGUCGCCAACUUAAAAGGCUUAUACCGGGUUUUCGAACGCUGCUGA